AUGCAGUGGAGUCUGUUUGUGCUCAUUCUGAUGGGUCUAGGUCAGUGUGCCUUCUCCACAUGUCCCCUCGAUGAGUACCACUUUAUUAGUGAGACUAAGACCUGGACAGAAGCCCAGAGCUACUGCAGAAAACACCACACUGACCUGGCCACAGUGACUAACAAGACAGACAUGAAGAGACUCUGUAACUAUACAAAGAAUGUAAAGUCUGGAAUCUGGAUUGGGCUUUACAACCAAACAGAUACCAACAGGACGUGGCACUGGUCUCUGCCAGGGGUGGAGUACACUGAAACCAAGACAAACUGGGUUACAGGUGAACCAAACGAUGACACGUUUCCUGGGAACUGUGUGCGUUUACACCCGUUCCCCAGUGAUGAAUGGGCGGACAACAGGUGUCUAGAGGAGUUUAAAUUCGUCUGCUACAAUGGUGAGAAAAUGUAG
Molecule: messenger RNA, 441 nt
Organism: Centropristis striata (black sea bass)
Lineage: Eukaryota; Metazoa; Chordata; Actinopteri; Perciformes; Serranidae
Product: E-selectin-like
Exons: 2
Coding region: 1-441 (146 amino acids)
Source: RefSeq, a predicted model, not a curated record